Messenger RNA from Heterocephalus glaber (naked mole-rat), 293 nucleotides. Its product is annotated as signal recognition particle 9 kDa protein. Gene Ontology annotation, biological process: negative regulation of translational elongation; SRP-dependent cotranslational protein targeting to membrane. Lineage: Eukaryota; Metazoa; Chordata; Mammalia; Rodentia; Bathyergidae. Gene Ontology annotation, molecular function: 7S RNA binding. Gene Ontology annotation, cellular component: signal recognition particle, endoplasmic reticulum targeting. The record is from RefSeq and is a predicted model, not a curated record.
AUGGCUACUAUCAAAAAGGCAAAGGCCCAGAGGCCGCAGUCCCAGACCUGGGAGGAGUUCAGUCGCGCGGCCGAGAAGCUCUACCUCGCGGACCCGAUGAAAGCACGGGUGGUUCUCAAAUACAGGCACACCGAUGGGAAUUUGUGUAUUAAAGUAACAGAUGAUUUAGUUUGUUUGGUGUACAGAACAGAUCAAGCUCAAGAUGUGAAGAAGAUUGAGAAGUUCCACAGUCAGCUGAUGCGACUUAUGGUAGCCAAGGAGUCCCGCAGUGUUACUAUGGAAACAGAAUGACA